AUGAGCUCAAUCGCAACCGACCUUGCGCAGCGUCGCGACGACUCAUCCGAGCUGGUCUCGGUCGAAUCGACCGGCCGAACCGGAGCAAAUGGCGACGACCCGCCAGAAGUCACCUUUGCCUCCAGAGCGAUUCAAUUCUUUGCGACUGCAACGCCGGCAACUCUUGCAGGAUUCGGCGUCGGAGUCUCUGCAGUGACGUAUGCCGUUCUUGGGCGGCUUGGUCUCGUGUUGAUAGGGGCAUUUGGCGGAGUGGUCUCCUUUAUCAUAUGGGAGUCGAAGAACCCUGAAUUUGCAAGGGCAAUUCGCGGCGAGGACGGGCCACAGGUAUUGGAUAGGGUUUGGACAGACUUGAAGGCUGUAAGAGCCGUGGAGAAGCAGGAUGAUGACGAUGACGACGAGCAGUACCGCAUGCGAGGCUUUGACGACUUUCGUCCAGAAACGAGAGAGGCGCUGAGUGGCUUGGUCGACGCCAUUGUUCAAAACUACAUCAAGUGGUGGUACAACCCCCUCGUCCCCUCAGAUCACGCCUUUCCUCUCGCUGUCCGCAAGACCAUCACGUCCUAUCUGUUGGCGAUAUCGAACCGGAUGAGCCGUAAGCGACCGGCUGAUGCUUUUCUCGAUCUCCUGACCAAUUCAACGUCCAUGGUUAUCGUUUUCCUUUCGGAACUAGCCACUGCUUUCGCUGAACUGCCCCCCGACACAAACAUAACCGCUGCUGAUACUAUAUACAAUUAUCUGGCGGAAAACCCUGACAGCCGCCUUGCCAAUCUACUCAACAAGCGGCAGCAGGCAACGAAAUUUAAGAUGGUGUCUGAGGACUUGCUUGGGUUCCUGGACAAGAGUGCCUACAACUGCGAUCCCGCACGGAUUUUCUUGCGGGAGAUUCUGGCAAAUUCGGUGCUUGAGCAGACGCUACAGCAAUGCAGCAGGGCCGAGUGGAUCAAUGGGUGGAUCGUAUAUCUCUUAGAAGCAGGAGAGCCCAACUUGAAUCAAGCAAUUGACGUUGGCAUGCAGACUGGCCGCGACGUGGCUAACAAUGUCUUUGCCGACUUGGAUGGCAAUGUUGGUAAUGUCGGCAUCGCGAAGCCUCGGCGCGGCAGUAACGACCAAGGCCAGGCUCGCCGGAAAGAGUCUUCCCACAAGAAGAAACUGAGCAAAGCAGAUGAGGAGCUGGAAGAGGCCAUGGAAGAAAUGAAACGAAUGAAUGCCAUGAUUUUGGAGGAUGACGCACGACGGAAAAGAGCAUCCACAUUAACGGAGGCAUCCGAGCGCUCUAAGCAGAGCAUGGACUUGGCGACUGCAGAUGGGGAGGCCCAGAAGAAUGUCUACACUCCGCAUACGCCGCGAUCUACCACUGAUUCCAUCAGCCAAGCAUCAUCUCCGCAAGAAAGCAAAGACCAGUCAUUUACAAGCUUUGAUCAAAUUGUGCCCCCAGGCCAACCAGAUAGCGAUGAGGAUUCGCCGAAAAAGGCACCGCUUACUCUGCACAACGCUUCCUUUACGCUACAUGACGAUGGUUCAGGGGACACGGGGAAGAUCAAGAGCAAACCAAAUACGGACUACUUGAUCCAGGUCGAGCCAUCGUCCUCUCACUACCCCGGUUGGAUGAUUGUGAGGCGAUAUUCAGACUUUGAGACGCUACAUGAGAUCCUGAGGCGCAUUGCUGCAGUAUCUGGCGCAACCGCCUUCAUGGAGCUUCACAAGGAACUGCCCAGCUGGAAGGUUCACACCAGGGAGUCUCUUCGUGGCGAACUAGAGAGGUAUCUACGAGAUGCUUGUUGGUAUCAAGCCCUGGCAGAGAGCGAGGGCAUGAAGCGAUUCCUCGAAAAGUCUCAGGGACACACGCACGGCAACUCCAAGUCAUUUGGCUGGGAAACAAUGGGCAAGAACAUGCUCGAGGUUCUAUCCAUCGGUCCCAAAGGAGCCAUGGAAGGCGGUAAGAGUCUUGUUGGCGGCGUUAGCGGCGUCUUUGGCAACUUGGCUGGCUUGAAUCGAAAGUCGACUGCCCAGUCUAUCGACCUUACGGCGAAUGCGAAUCGACUGUCCAUAUCAUCAACAACAGGAAACCGAGUCGAUAGCAUUGCACGGUCACCUGCGAGAUCGGAGCGUGCCAGUCUCGAUAGCCAGAGGUCGUCGGUGAUUGCUACCCAGCCAGGCCGGGUUGCACCGAUGGAGCGAAUGCUAAGCUUCCAGUCUCCAAACACCAGCGAGACGGACUUGCGACUAGGCCAGAGAGGCCGGUUGGACUCGAUAUCUACUUCGGUAAGUGCUCGACCUAGCAGAGAGCACAGCAGAACAUCCAGCCUGGCCGCUCUCCGGUCACCGUCGUCCAUAAGCCUGGACUUUACCAAGCUCCCGCCGCCGCCGGAUGAGAUUAGCGAUGACUACGAAUCAAACGAGUUUGAUGCCAAGCCUCGUAGAAAGGACCUCGGUAUCAUGGAGGAUCACAGUCGUAACAAUAGUUCGGCAGCCUUGAACGGGUCGGCGUCGGCGCCGGCCUUAUCUGGGAAAAAGAGCCCGGCAAAGCCCGCUCGUCAGUUCACACAGCUAAGCGAAGCGGAAACGCGGGUUGCUGUCGAGCUCAUCUUUGCCGUCAUCAACGAAAUGUACACCCUCUCGUCGGCCUGGAACAUUCGUCGUACGCUCCUCACGGCGGCAAAGUCGUUCCUGUUACGCCCUGGCAACCCCUCACUCCUAACGGUGCAGUCUCUUAUUCAGGCAUCUGUGAUAGACGCCAACACCUCGGAUGCAGGGAUUGCAUCCGGGCUACGCAAAGUGCGGGAGAACACCAUGCCCACAGAGCAGGAGCAAGCAUCCUGGCCGGAGCCGUUGACUGAAGAGGACAAGAAGCAACUGGCCAUCAAGGCCCGUAGGCUUCUGAUCCAAAGUGGAGUACCAGCGGCACUGAUGGGCGUCAUGGGGCAGUCGGCCACAGGCGAGGCCCUGGGGCGUGUAUUCGACUGUUUGCAAAUUGAGGAAGUAGCCCGAGGACUAAUUUUUGGCCUAAUACUGCAGGCAGUGAGGGUUCUUACACACUGA
Messenger RNA from Trichoderma virens Gv29-8, 3039 nucleotides. RefSeq lists its product as uncharacterized. Gene Ontology annotation, molecular function: phosphatidylinositol binding. The record is from RefSeq and is a predicted model, not a curated record. NCBI's taxonomy places the organism in Eukaryota, Fungi, Ascomycota, Sordariomycetes, Hypocreales, Hypocreaceae. Gene Ontology annotation, cellular component: intracellular membrane-bounded organelle. The transcript has 3 exons. The coding region runs from base 1 to 3039 and encodes 1012 amino acids.